Rubroshorea leprosula is the source of this 1245-nucleotide messenger RNA. The record is from the annotation of a GenBank genome assembly. NCBI's taxonomy places the organism in Eukaryota, Viridiplantae, Streptophyta, Magnoliopsida, Malvales, Dipterocarpaceae.
CAUAACUCUCCUCAUCAUCGUUAUAAAAGAAUCCAACGCCCAUUCUUCUUUCCCUUACCUUCCCUCACACGCCUUCCUCUCAUCUCUUCCCUUGUUAUUCUCCUCUCCUUCGGAGAAACAUCGACCCACCACGGCAGUACGCAUAACAACAUGUCUACGGAUCUAGAAUUGUGCCAGGAAUUGCCCAAGAUCAAGAUAUCGGCUAUCAAGAUUGAAACUCCGGACCGAUUCAAUGUAAUCCAACAGCAGCAGCAGGAAAGUAGUAGCAGUGACGAAGAUCAGGAGUGCCGCACACCGACGUCACAGGAACACAAGAUCCCAACGGUUCUGUGCUGUCCUCCUGCUCCUAGGAAACCUAAGAGAAGACCAAUCUCAUGCAAAAGAAAGCUGUUUUCGGAGCUGGAGUUCUUCGAGAUCGUGAAUCGGGAUGAGGUGGAUGCGUUUUUCGAAACUGGGUUCGAUCUGGUUUCCAUUUCCAAGAGAAGGUGUCCGUGUGCUUGAAACCAAAAAUAUCCCUCACAAUUCAGUACUCUUCCAUGGGCAUCGCCAGCUUCUUUCUUCUAUAUAGAGUUCACAUUAAUUCAGUUGCCUUCUCAGCAAGCUGAAUGAGUAAAUACCAUGAAUUACACGCAAAUCUGCCACGCUCCAUGUAAUUGUGGGAUAUUUGAUUCAAAUCUCUCUAAGAAUUAUAAGUCUGUAAUUCUCAGACAAUUUGGAUCUGAGCUAUUAUUUGUUUAUUAUUAUCAAAUCCCUUAAUUAUAUAUGAAUAUUAUUAUCAAUUUGGAUGCAGUUUUUUUUCUUGUUGUAUUAUAGAUGUUCUAAUGUUUAGUUCUCAAUUGGGUUCAUAUGUUUCUGUUCCGCAGUAGACCGGAGAAGAUGAUGAUGAUAAAAUAUUGGUAGAGUAGAUGAGAAGGUUGGUUAAUUGCUUGUUUUGUGAGGGUUUUGAAGCUUGAAAGUGAGAGAAAUUAAUAUAUAAGGUCUGGGUUAGGUAUUUUUUUAAGAUUAUUUUUAUUGUAAUUAAAUGGGUUUGACAGGAGGGAUGGAGUUGGAGUACUUGACACGGCUUUGGGAUUGCUGAACUUGGAUUUCUGUUUUCGGAGAUGAUUUUGAUUCAACAAAACUGAGUUGGAAUUAUGACUAACAUCUCCUAUUUUUGGACAACAUAGAAAAGAAAGUCCACAUGCUUACUCUAGUCAUGCCAUGUCUGCACAACGUCACCAACAAUGCUACUCACAUUUCUCAUGC